UGGUAAUAUCAAUGAACAAGUACCAUGCUUAGUUCAGCUUGGGAUUAACCCACUGGAUUAGGGUCUUCGCGUGAGGGUUUUGGACUGCAUAUCAAGAAGGCCCUUAGAGGUGUGAAGGUUGAAGUAACUCAUGGAGGAAGUAUGAGCAGACUUAUGGGUUUUCUAUUCAAUGAACACAUUUUCCCUGUUUGCAAGUUAGAAAUCAACAAAGGCCAAAUCAUAUUUCCAUGGAGGUUUGUAAAAUUGUGGAGGGUCAGAGGUACUCGAAAAGACUCGAUGAACGUCAAAUAACUGCUCUUUUGAAGGUUACAUGUGGGCGGCCACGGGAAAGGGUGAAAGAUAUUAUGCAGAAUGUUCGCCACAAUGCUUAUUACGAGGACCCAUUCGCUAAGAAAUCUGGAAUAAAAACCAGUGAUAAGCUUGCUCAAGUUGGGGCUCGCAUUCUUCCUUCCCCAUGGAUUGGUUGUUUACACUGCUUACAACAGAUGACUUUAUGAUCAGUGGGGGAUAAUGUAUGUCAACGUAUACAACAGGAUCAAUUUGACACCAUGUAUUUGUCAGACAAUGAGAGUUAUGUUAUGUACUCUCGCCCUCAUU
Papaver somniferum (opium poppy) is the source of this 597-nucleotide messenger RNA. RefSeq names its product protein argonaute 10-like. NCBI's taxonomy places the organism in Eukaryota, Viridiplantae, Streptophyta, Magnoliopsida, Ranunculales, Papaveraceae. Gene Ontology annotation, biological process: regulatory ncRNA-mediated post-transcriptional gene silencing. Gene Ontology annotation, cellular component: cytoplasm. Gene Ontology annotation, molecular function: protein binding. The coding region runs from base 228 to 497 and encodes 89 amino acids. The record is from RefSeq and is a predicted model, not a curated record. The transcript is spliced from 6 exons.